Molecule: messenger RNA, 1374 nt
Organism: Clupea harengus (Atlantic herring)
Lineage: Eukaryota; Metazoa; Chordata; Actinopteri; Clupeiformes; Clupeidae
Gene: dharma
Product: dharma
Exons: 2
Coding region: 965-1270 (101 amino acids)
Biological process (GO): regulation of transcription by RNA polymerase II
Cellular component (GO): nucleus
Molecular function (GO): RNA polymerase II cis-regulatory region sequence-specific DNA binding; DNA-binding transcription factor activity, RNA polymerase II-specific
Source: RefSeq, a predicted model, not a curated record
CACAAAGGGGGGGGGAGUUAACAUAUAUGCACCUGUUUGCUUAUUUCGUAUCGUAUAGGCCUAUUUAUUGAUCAUUGGAUUUAAAUUCUUAACUCCUAACAAUCUCUCAGUUAGAGCCAUACAAACUAACGCAAAUACCAUACGUCAUUUCUUAAGGUUCAAACAAUCACUUGACUUCAAUCAAUGGACAUGAUGAACACAGUAUCAGAGCAAUAUCCUUUGAAUCAAAGACAUCGACAGCUUUUCAUGACGGACAUCAGAACAUCUUCAAAGUCAUAGCGCUUUGAUACAGCGUGUCUCAUUAUGCAUCCCAUUCCCCAAACAAAGGAAUGAUAAUGACCUUUAAUGGGGUAUCUGAUCUUAUUCCUUAAGACUAAACCGCGCAUAAGUAUGUGGAGAGUUUAUAAGGCCUCAUAACCUCAGAGACAGAGAGAGCAGACACAAGUCAAGGAUUCAUCCUCAUUGAUAACAUUAUCUACUUGACUUUCUACGGAUCAACUCAUUUUCUGGAACAUGGAGGCCAAGUUUUCCAACUUCACCAUCGAUCACAUUCUGGCACACUCCGGCGAAGCGGCUCAACAUCCUCAGCCGACGGAGAACCACACAAACGGCGCCUUUUCACCUGCUAGUAGAGGUCAUCUCUACCAUGCUCCCCAGCCGUCCGGACUGAAUGGAUUCCGUACAUAUGGGAUGCCAAUUGCUCAUCCAAUUUACCAGAUCAACCCUCCAGGUUUCUCAUUUUGCAGUGACUGUUGCUACAGUAUUACUGCCAACUUCAGCACCUUCGCCUCAGGCCACCCGGACGCAUUCAUGUACGAAACAGGUAAGACACUUAUUUUGUAUUAUUCUUAUUGACUUUUACCCCAAGGAUAUAUCACAGAGUUCUCUUUGAGGAGUUGCAGUAGUCUCAUACAUUGUUUUUUUUUUUAUUUGUUUUGUUGAAACAGGGUCUCAAGCUGAACAGAUGUGCUGCCCUCACGCAGUCAGCCCGCGACAUCGAAACAGGAUGCGCACAGUGUUCACUGACGGCCAGACAAAACAACUGGAUCAUCUCUUCAGUGUGACCGACUAUCCUAGCGUGGAGGCCCGUGCAGAGCUGGCUAGAAACACCGGUCUCACUGAAGAAACAGUUAGGGUUUGGUUCAAGAAUCGCCGUGCUCGAAGGAAGAGACAGAAUAUCCAGACCAAGAGUACCGGAUCGUACAGCGACGACCGCGAGGAGGCACAAUGGAGUCGCGAGGAGAUGCACGGAAACCAGAGAAUGGACUGAUAAUUUGCUUACUCCUUAACUUAAUUUAUUUGUUUUAUACGGCCUAAUGUAUCACAUUUGGAAAUGGACUGCUGCGCUCACUGGUUUAUUUUGUUAUAUUUAAA